AAAACAAAUCUAAAUUGUCAAACCACAUGUCAAUGUCAAAUAAAUCAAUUUUCGUCUCAACGAAUUUAUUUUAGCGCGAUAAACAAAAUCCUUAAUCAUUUUUGCCCUUUUUUGUGUUAAAUUAAAAAGCGUACAAAUUGUAAAAUAGUGGAAUAGAGACAGUGUAUUUUUAAUAUAGAUAGACCACAGAGAGAUAGACUAAUAGUUACGUAGUGGAUUAGUGAUUGUUUGCAGAUUAAAGACUAUAUUAUUUUACAAAACAUGGCUAAAGCAGAAUCGUGUCCGAGAAAUAAUGUAGAUUGUUUGAAUGUGGACUUUAUGCGCUCCCUUGUAAAGCAAUACUCUGAAUUGGGCCAAUGGACGAGUGCGUUCUUCUGGGCAGAUGCAGCUGCAGCUUCCAGUGGAUUGGAUACACCUAGUGGUGAUGAUAUAUGGCUGCUGGCCAGCACCUUGUUAGCAAAGGGGGAGCUGCAUAGAGCAGCACACGCUAUCACUUCAAGGGGAUUACAUACAAAUCAUUUAUUAUGCCUCGGAGUGGCGAUGAGAGCUUUCAUUACAGCCAAAGAACCAUCUACAGCACUCAAUCUCAUGGAGGAGUGUUUUCCAGCACUAUUGGAGCCCAGAAACAUGGAUCAAACUCACAAUAGAGCCCUUGCUGGAGUACUUGUAUGGCAAGCAAAAGCACUGACAUGCUUAGAAAGGCGAGAAGCUGCUAUAGAAGCACUAACAUCUGCCCUCCGAGCUGAUGUAGCUUGCUUCGAAGCUUUGGAUCUGUUGCUAGAACAACAUGCGCUUACACCUAGUCAGGAGAAUGAACUAAUAGAAUCUCUGCCCAUAAACAACCAACUGAACGCAGCGGAAGCGGCGUUGUUGCGAGUCGCGUAUCGGGAGCGACUCUUGCGAUACGCGCCUAUUAAGAAUACGCCGACAGAGGACGACAGCUCCCGCACGGUGGUAGAACUGGCCCGUGCCCGCAGUAUAACCGGGCUAGAAGCGCGUGGGCGUCGUUUAGCCGCGUGUGGGGAGUGGGAACAAGCGCUCAAAGUGUUAGACGGCGCCGGGCCGUGGGCGUGUGCGGACGUGCGUGUCGCGUGUCUCGUGGAGCUCAAGCGAUCGGCCGAACUGUUCGCGUUCGCGCACACGCUCGUGGACGCGUACCCGCUUGUGUGGACCUCGUGGUUCGCGGUCGGAUGCUAUUAUUAUUUGAUUGGUAAGAACGAGUUCGCCCGCCGCUACCUCAGCAAGGCGUGCUCGCUGGAGCCGAGCGCGGGCUGCGUGUGGCUCACGUACGGGCACAGCUUUGCGGCUGAUAACGAACAUGAUCAGGCUAUUGCGGCUUAUUUUAAGGCGAGUCAACUAAUGCCGGGCAGUUAUCUACCCCCGCUCUAUGUUGGUGUGGAGUGUUCCUUACUCAAUAACAUUAACAUGUGUGAACGGUUCUUAACAAGAGCGGCCAUAUUGCAUAGCAAUGCUGAAUCCCCCGGCGAGACCGCAAUGGACGACUCACAAGUGGACAAAAAGUGUCGUUGGGAGCGCAUAAAGCGCUGCGUGACGAGCGCGGCCAUCGCGCACGAGGCGGGCGCGGGGGCCUACGCCGCGGGGGACUGCGAGGCCGCCAGGGCCCUGUGGCUGCGGGCCCUGCACCUCGCGGGGCCCGCCGACCAGCUUAAACCGUGUUGGGCGGCUACCCUCGAUGCCAUAGGGCACGCAGUCCGAGCACUGGGCUCCCCCAGCGAGGCGGCCACGUGGCACGCGCGAGCCCUAGCGCUCCGCCCCGCACGGGGGGCUUCGCUUGCGGCGCGGGGGCUCUGCCUCGCGCUAUCUGGUCAAACUGCGCCUGCUGCUGAUGCCUUACAUGCGGCGUUGGCGAAGGAGCCAGAUAAUGUGGUAGCCGCUGCGUUGUUAGAUGCGGUAGUGGAAAGAUUGGAUCUGCUUAAUGAGGAGGAAGUCCCCCAAUUCCCGUUCCCCCCGGUGACUCUCUCCCUCCCCCCUCCCUCCACCCCGGUGGCCCUCACAUCACAGCAUGACGUCACCAACACAUCCGAUAUGAGCAUGAGCUUCGACUGAUCUAAUAAGACAAGAAAAUUGAACUAGAUGGCAACACUGAACGAGAAAAGGCAAGAUGUGGCAAGACUGAAAGGAUUUCAUAGACAAUUUAUUCGUUUUUAGUGAAAUUGUAUUUAAGAUAAACAGUGUUAUUUGUGUGUACUAAGUGUAAUUAAAAGGUCGGUAGUAUUAACCUGUCCGUUAGAUAUUGGUGAAGCAAAUUUUAAUGUUCAUAGCUCAGGCCCCGGAAUCACAGAUACAAUAGAAAAUCUAUUGUAUCGUGGACCGAUCGGGCCGCUCGGGGCUCAAUGGGUUAAUAUUGAUCACUGAAUCUAUUAUAUACUUAACUACAAUUAUAUAGACAAAUUUGAUGACUUAAUUAGAUUCUAUUAUAUGCCAGUUUAUUAUUUUUGCCAAAUAUUCUCUUAAUAUUUACCAGCUGUUAAAAAAAACAUUCAAUGUAUGUACUAUGUAUGUAUAAUAUUUUACAGUUUUCUACUAACCAAAGCCGCUUCUUGUAUACAUUGUUUUUAGGGAUACCGAUAUUUGUAAUAAAAUAACGGCGAUACCGAUACCGAUACCGAUAUCGAUGGCUUGGUAGAAAAAUAAAUAGUGAAUUAUGCAUAAAAGUUACCAACAUUUAACAGAGACUCAACUGUAAAUCGUAUUCUUUUAUAUAAUAAUGCCAAAUAUAAAAAAAGAAAACCAUUUAUUUUAGUAUUAUUAUUUUACAAAGUCAGUUAAACUUUAAGUUAUACACAUACAAUCAGUAUCUAAUAAAAGUUUACUAUUGGUAGAGUUUUUUCAGAAAACAAAGUGCGCACGCGCGGGCGGCCUCCCGCAUCGUUCAUUGGGCGCGGUUUUUUGAAUUGUUUGAUAUCGGUAUCGGUGGUUUUAUAAUCGGCGAUACCGAUAUAUCGGUAUCGGUAUCGUUACAUCCCUAAUUGUUUUAUAUUUCAAAGAAACAAAGUAAAUAAAUCAAUCAUAGAUUCAGUAUUUGUAUCAAGUCCUGAUAACCUGUAUUUUAUAUCAUACUAGCGGUCCGCCCUGGCUUCGCCCUUGGUACAUAUUUACGUAAGCUCUCCAUGAGAACCAUCCUCGUACUCCAAGGAAUAUAAUAAAAAAGAAUUAUCGAAAUCGGUUCACCCAUUCACGCGUGAUGCCGUGACCAAGGACGUAAAUAGGGGUUCAUUUUUAUUAUAGAGAUUAUGGUUGUCUAUGGUCAUCAUAUAAAUGUAAUUCAUAAUUAAAUGUAACUAUCUAGUAUAAUAUUCGAAAUUGAAUUUCGGAUUACCUAACACAAUCUCAAUGUAAAUGUUGUAUAUAAGUACCGUGUAUUUGUAUUAAGUAUGCAAUAUACCUAAGGUUAAAUCGAAAA
This is a messenger RNA of Colias croceus (clouded yellow), 3424 nucleotides long. RefSeq names its product cell division cycle protein 16 homolog (gene Cdc16). The record is from RefSeq and is a predicted model, not a curated record. Gene Ontology annotation, biological process: cell division. The transcript is spliced from 11 exons. The coding region runs from base 262 to 2067 and encodes 601 amino acids. NCBI's taxonomy places the organism in Eukaryota, Metazoa, Arthropoda, Insecta, Lepidoptera, Pieridae. Gene Ontology annotation, molecular function: protein binding.